Rhodotorula toruloides NP11 is the source of this 2961-nucleotide messenger RNA. Its product is annotated as DNA mismatch repair protein MSH2. Lineage: Eukaryota; Fungi; Basidiomycota; Microbotryomycetes; Sporidiobolales; Sporidiobolaceae. Gene Ontology annotation, molecular function: ATP binding; ATP-dependent DNA damage sensor activity; mismatched DNA binding. Gene Ontology annotation, biological process: mismatch repair; mitotic recombination. Gene Ontology annotation, cellular component: nucleus; MutSalpha complex. Bases 1 to 2961 code for a protein of 986 amino acids. The transcript is spliced from 16 exons. The record is from RefSeq and is a predicted model, not a curated record.
AUGCCGGCGCUUCAGUACUCGAAGGAGAAGAAGGACAAGGAGCAGGAGCAGAAGGACAAGGCUGAGGAGGACCGUUUCGUCAAGGCGUUUGCCAAACUGCCGGCUCGACCAGCAGGGACAAUCAGGCUGUUUGACCGGUCCGAGUUCUACUGCGCGUACGGCGAGGACGCCUUCUUCGUCGCCAAUCACCAUUACAAGACGCAAACGGUCCUCAAGUACCUCGGCUCGGAUGAAGACGGUCUCCCCUCGGUCACUCUCUCGCACGCCGUCGCACAAGCAUUCCUGCGAGACGCCCUAACCACCAAGCAGCUUCGCGUCGAGAUCUGGGAACCAGAAAGCGGAGGAGUCGGUCGCGGCUCGACAAAGUGGAAACUCGCCAAGGCCGCGUCGCCUGGCAACCUCGGACCUGUCGAGGAUCUGCUCUUCACCUACACCGACCUCCUCGCCUCGCCCGUCCUCGUCGCCAUUCGUCUCCAGGUCAAGGACAAUGUCAAGACGAUCGGGGUCGCCUUCGCAGACACGAGCAUGCAGGAGCUCGGCGUCAGCGAGUACGUCGACAACGAGCUGUUCUCCAACACCGAGGCCCUCCUCAUCCAGCUUGGCGCGAAGGAGUGCCUCGUCGUCGAGCAAGACAAGGCGCACGAGUACGACCUCAACAAGCUGAAGACGUUGAUUGAGCGGUGCGGGGUCGUCAUCACCGAGCGCAAGAAGAGCGAGUUCACAAGCGGGUCGGUCGAGCAAGACUUGAAUCGCCUUCUCCGCGGAUCGCUGCAAGCUGCCAGUCGUCCCGAAUUCGACCACAAGGUCGCCAUGUCAGCCGUUGCUGCGCUCAUUUCGUACCUGGCCUUGAUGCAGGACUCGUCCAACUUCGGCGCCUACGCUCUCAAGACGCACGACCUCAGCAUGUACAUGCGCCUCGACGCGAGCGCCUUGAGGGCUUUGAACCUCAUGCCCGACCCGACUGGGAUCGGCAACUCCUCGAAGACCAUGUCCGUUUUCGGCCUGCUCAACCGCUGCAAGACGGCGCAGGGCACUCGCCUCCUCGCGAUGUGGCUCAAGCAGCCGCUCGUCAACCGUCAUGUCAUUCUGCAACGGCAAGACCUCGUCGAGUGCUUGGUCGAGUCGCAGGAGUUUCGGCAGGCGAUCACGGACGACUUCCUCAAGUCGAUGCCCGACUUCCACCGCAUCUCGAAGCGCUUCCAGAAGGGUGCCGCAUCGCUCGAGGACGUCGUGCGAGUCUACCAAGCCGUCCUCCUCUUGCCCGGCCUCAUUACCGUUCUCGAGCGCGGCGUCGAAGUCGAGGAUGAGGACGGCGAUGCGCAGAUGCAGGAUGGAGAGGAGGGCGAGAAUGGUGCCGAGAAGGAAGAGUCGAGGGAGAAGCGGUGGAAGGGCCUGAUCGACGAGCUGUGGCUGCAGCACUUGCGGACGCACAACGACUCGCUGUUGCCCUAUCAAGAAAUGGUGGAGACGACCAUCGACCUCUCUGAACUCGAUCGUCACAACUUCGUCAUCAAGCCCGACUUUGACGAAUCGCUCGCCGUCAUCCGCGAGAAGCUCGAGGCUGUCCGCGACGGCCUGAAUGAGGAGCACGAGGAGGUCGCGCGAGAUCUCGGCAUGGAACCGGAUGGCAAGGUGUUGCACUUUGAGCAGACGCCCUUGUACGGGUACUGCUUCCGCUUGACGAGGAAGGAAUCUGCGGUGAUUCGGAACAAGAAGAACUACAUCGAGCUCAAGAACCAAACGAACGGCAUGUACUUCACGACCAAGGCGCUCAAGCAGCUCAACGACGAGUACCGUGACUGCACGAAGGAGUACGAGAAGAAGCAGAGCCAGCUCGUCAAGGAGGUCAUCCAGAUUGCCUCGUCGUACUGCGAGGUGCUUGAGACGCUCAACACGGUCAUCGCGCACAUCGACGUGAUUACCAGCAUCGCCACGUCCUCGCUCAACGCACCAAUCCCCUACAUCAAGCCGACUAUCUUUGAGCGCGGCGGUGGCAGUCUCAAGCUCGAGGAGGCGCGACACCCUUGUCUCGAAGUUCAGGAGGGAAUCGACUUCAUCGCCAACGACUGCCACCUCGAGCGGGACGUCAGCGAGUUCUCCAUCAUCACUGGUCCGAACGCAGGCGGCAAAUCCGUCUUCAUCCGCCAAACCGCUGUCGUCGCUCUCCUCGCGCAAAUCGGCUCAUUUGUCCCCUGCUCCUUCGCCGAAGUCCCCAUCUUCGACUCGAUCCUGUGCCGUGUCGGAGCGGGCGACUCGCAGCUCAAGGGCGUGUCGACUUUCAUGGCGGAGAUGCUCGAGACGAGCGCGAUCCUGAGGCAGGCGACGAGGGAUAGUUUGGUCAUCAUUGACGAGCUUGGGCGCGGGACGUCGACGUACGACGGGUUCGGACUCGCGUGGGCCAUCUCCGAACACCUCUCGACCGUCACCCGCGCCUCCGUCCUUUUCGCCACCCACUUCCACGAGCUGACCGCCCUCGCGAACCAAGUUCCGCACGUGAAGAACUUGCAUGUCGUUGCGCACGUCGAGUCGAACCCGGACACGCUCACGGGCAAGGACAUCACGCUGCUGUACAAGGUCAUGCCGGGCAUCUGCGACCAGAGCUUCGGUAUCCAUGUGGCGCAGUUGGCCAACUUUCCAGACGAGGUGGUCAAGCUCGCCAAGCGCAAGGCGGACGACCUCGAGGACUUCACGGAGAAGCCCGUAUCCGCCGAUGCUGCUGAGCCCGCCAUCGCUCACCUGUCGCCUGAAGCUAUCGCCGAGGGUACUGCGCUCGUCGAGGCGUUCCUCGAGACGUGGGCGUCGCGGACGGCCGAGUUGCCCGCCGCGGUCGCCGACGAGGCUCGGACUGGCGAGACGCGCGAGGACGUCGAGCUGAAGGAGCUCGUCAGGUGCUUCGAGGAGUACAAGAGCCGGUUCGAGGGGAGCGAGUGGACGAGGGAGGUACUCGCGAAGACGUACUGA